AGCUCGCUGCCCCGCGACCACGCAACCCCUGAUUGAUACCCCUCCAUAGCUCAGCCAGCUCCAUCACUUGAUCAUUCACCUCCCAGCGAACAAAUCUCCUUUUCCUUCUCUCUCUUGUCAGAUUUCAGAGUUCCAGAUUGUUGCAUUAGAAUACGCACACUCUCGAUCAUACGAAUUCAACCAUGUCCAUCGAGAUUGAGAAGAUCCUGGCUGCGGCGCCCGCAACAACGCGAGGUCAGCCAACACAGCUCUCGUGCGAUCCAAAGGGCGAGCGCAUAGCUUACGCGUCCGGUAAAUCUAUUUUCCUCCGCAGCAUCGACGACCCUUCCCUCUGCAAGCAAUACACGGGCCAUACGACCACCACGAUAGUCGCCAAGUUCUCGCCCUCGGGCUUCUGGGUUGCCUCGGGCGACGUCUCGGGCAAAGUGCGCGUGUGGGACGCUGUCGAUGCCGUCAACACCAAGGGCGAGUUUGCCAUCAUCUCGGGCCGCAUCAACGACCUGGCCUGGGACGGCGACAGUCAGCGCGUCAUCGCCGUCGGCGACGGCCGCGAGCGCUUCGGCCACUGCUUCACCGCCGACAGUGGCAACAGCGUCGGCGAGGUCAGCGGCCACAGCAAGGUCGUCAAUGCCGUCGCCAUCCGCCAGCAGCGCCCCCUGCGCGCCGCCACCGUGUCCGACGACAGCACCAUGUGCUUCCUGCACGGCCCCCCCUUCAAGUUCGCGAGCAAGGCUGCGGGGUUGCACAAGGGGUUUGUCAUGGGCGCCGCGUUCAGUCCGGAUGGGAGCGCCCUGGUCACAGUGGGGGCGGACCGGCGGAUUCAGCUGUACGAUGGCAAGACGGGCGAACCGACGAAGCAGGUGGGCGAAGGCGUACACACGGGGAGCAUCUUCGCCGUCAGCUGGGCGAAGGAUUCGAAGCGGUUUGUGACGGCCAGCGCGGAUCAGACUGUGCGGGUGUGGGAUGCCGAGUCCGGUGAGUGUGUGCAGACGUGGCGAGUCGGGGAAGAAGGGAGUGUCAACGUUGCGGAUCAGCAAGUUGGCGUGGUGUGGCCGCACGGGAGAACCGACGGGCUCAUCAUCAGCUUGAGCUUGAGCGGCGAUCUCAACUACCUCACUGAAGGGAGCGACAAGCCAGCCAAAGUCGUCCAGGGGCACAACAAGAGUGUCACCGCGCUGGGCGUGACGUCCGAGGGCAAGGGCAAGAUCCUCACAACAGGCAGUUUUGACGGCAAGGUCUGCAGCUGGGACGUUUCGACAGGCACCGGUACCGCGGUAGAUGGUCAAGCACACUCCAACCAAGUAACCCAGUUCGCCUCGGCCGGCGGCCAAACCUACAGCGUAGGCUGGGACGACACGCUGCGCACGAUCCAGGAAUCAACCAACAACUUCCUCGGCAAUUCGAUCAAGCUCCCAUCCCAACCCAAAGGCAUUGCCACCACCUCCACAGGACGCACCAUCGUCGCUCUAAACGACAGCAUUGCCGUCUACGCAGACACCAAACAUCUCACCCAGCUCCCGACCGACUUCACACCAAGCGUCAUCGCAGCGCACGGCUCCACCGUCGCCGUCGGCGCAGCCAACAACAACACAGUCCAAAUCUACACCCUCUCCAGCUCCAGCAACACCCUCACACCGUCCCACACACUGAGCACCUCCACCUCCCCAAUAUCCGCCCUCUCCUUCUCCCCGGACGGCACCCACCUCGCGGCGGGCAACGCGGCAGGAAAGAUUGUCGUCUACAAGACAGCAAACUGGGAGGUGGCGACGGACCGGUGGUCGGCGCACACGGCGCGGGUGCUGAGCAUUGCGUGGAACGCGGUGGGGACGCACGCCAUCAGCGGGGCGCUCGACACCAACGUGCACGUGUGGAGCCUGGCGAAGCCGGGCAGCCGGGUCAAGGCGGCCAACGCGCACAAGGAUGGCGUGUAUGGCGUUGCGUGGGUCGAAGGGCAUACGAGGGUUGCGAGUACGGGAGGGGAUGCGGCGGUCAAGAUAUGGGGUUUGAAGGGUUUGCAAUGAGCUAAUAGAUGUGUGAUAUGGUAUGGGGGUUUCGUGUUGGUCGUAUGUGGUAUGGUAAAGCAGGCAAGACGGAUAGAAUCACGAUGUUACGAGUGAGAUGAGGAAAAACGAAGACAAGGAAGUCAAUUAGGUUUUCCAUCUAUGACCGGACCUGCGUGAAUAUGCAAGGUACCGGAAGACUUCAAGCCCAUCUUUAUUAAACCACACAUCUGAAACUAUGAUAAUCGAACCGUAAAUCUGACCCUGACCAAGGGGACCGUAAGAACGGGUAUCUCCUCCAACCAAUAAGCAGUGGAAAACCGCAUGGUAACCAUCCCACCGUCCGAGAAACAUACAAUAACCACUCUCC
Molecule: messenger RNA, 2370 nt
Organism: Parathielavia appendiculata
Lineage: Eukaryota; Fungi; Ascomycota; Sordariomycetes; Sordariales; Chaetomiaceae
Product: WD40 repeat-like protein
Exons: 2
Coding region: 183-2021 (612 amino acids)
Biological process (GO): actin filament depolymerization
Cellular component (GO): cortical actin cytoskeleton
Molecular function (GO): actin filament binding
Source: RefSeq, a predicted model, not a curated record